CCCACAACACACACACACACAAGCGCCAGCGAUGGCGCCCUUCCCCGUGCCCGACCACAUCCCGACGCCCCAGGGCCAGAACUGCCCCACCUUCGCCCCGCCGCCGCUCGACGGCAGCUACACCGUCCCCGAGCUCUUCGACUACAACGCCGCGCACAACCCCGCCCACCCGCUCUUCGUCUACGCCGACCCCGCCGCGGGAGACCGCGCAGGCCAGACGCGCACGAUUCGGUACCCCGAGGCGUGGCGCAUGAUCAGGAGGACGGCCGCGGUCGUGCACGCGAAUUAUAGGCGCCGCGAGGCCGAGUAUCGCGCGCAGGAGGGCGUGCGGCCGGCGGGGCAGGGCCCGACCAUCGGCAUCCUCGCCAACCUAGACACGAUCAGCUACUUCUCCAUGCUCGUCGCGACGAUGCGCCUCGGCUUCGUCCCCUUCCCCAUCUCGAUCCGCAACUCCCCCGCCGGCGUCGCCCACCUCCUCUCGCGCACGCACGUCAUCCAGCUCUACGUCAGCCCCGACCCCGCGAUGCGCCGCCUGUGCGCGGAGGCGGUCGCGCUGCUCGCCGCGGAGGACGGCGGCGUGCAGGUGGAGGUGCUGCCGGUCGUGCAGUUUGCGGAGAUCGAGGACGCGGCGUGGGAAGGCGCCGAGGCGGAGGAGCCCCAAGUCGCGUUCGGGAAGCUCGACCUCGACAGCGUCGCGUGCCUCAUGCACUCCUCAGGUUCGACGUCGUUCCCGAAGCCGAUAUAUAUUGGCCAUCGGACGUUCUUGCAGUGGACGAUGUUGCCGUCCUUCGGCCAGGUCGACCUCUGCAGCACCGUCCUCGGCGUACACGCCGUGCCCCUCUUCCACGCGAUGGGCAUCGUGAACGUUAUCUGGACCGUACGUCUCACAUUCUCGCUCUUCCCUCCCGCAUACGCGCGCGCGCGCGCACGAGUGCUGAACGUCUCCCCUUGCCUCUGCCCCGCUGUACACCCCGCCCGCCGCUGCGCAUCGCUGUCCCCCCGCCCGCCGCUGCGCAUCGCUGUCCCCCCGCCCGCCGCCUACGCCGCCCACGCCGCCCCGCGCGCGCCGGCACAGGUCGUCUCGGGCCUCAUCAUGGGCGUCUUCCGGCCGUCCCUCCCGCCGACCGUGCCGACGCCCGAGCGCUACCUCGCGGGGAUCAAGGCGACGCGGAGCGACGUGCUGUUCUGCGUCCCGUCGUUCGUGGAGGCGUGGGUGCGCGACCCGGAGAAUAUCCCGGCUAUGAAGUCCUUGCGCGCGAUCGUCUACUCGGGCGCGCCGAUGAACAAGGCGAUCGGCGACCAGCUCGCGCGCCUGGGUGUCGCGCUCUUCCCGUUCUACGGCGCGACGGAGAUCGGGUGCUUCAGCAUGUUCAUCCCGUCCGAGGUGCCGGCCGUCGACGAGUGGGAGUAUUUCAAGAUCUCGCCCCACCUCGAGGUCGAGAUGCUCCCCCAGGAGGGCGCGGACGAUAUCUUCGAGGCGACUAUUGUCCACACCCCGUACUUCAAGCCGAACGUGAUCAACGGGACGGCGCGGGACGGCCGCGGCGUGUACCGUACGAGCGACCUCGUGCAGCGCCACCCGCGCGACCCCGAGCGAUGGAGGAUGUACGGCCGCGCAGACGACCAGCUGAUGCUGUCUACCGGCGAAAAGACGAACCCCGGGCCCCUAGAGGCCAUACUGGUGCACGACCCGCACGUCGCUGCCGCGAUCAUGUUCGGCCGCGGCCGCUUCCAGAACGGCGUCCUGAUCGAGCCCAAGGCCGAGUUUGCGUUCGACCCGAAGGACGAGGAUCGCCUCGCCGAGUUUAGGAAUAAAGUCUGGCCCUCGGUCGAGCGCCUCAACCAGUUCGCGCCCGCGCACUCGCGGCUGUUCAAGGAGAUGAUCCUCGUCGCGGACCCGCAGAAGCCGUUCGAGUACACGCCCAAGGGCACCCCGCGGCGCCACGUCGUCAUCAACGCGUACGCGCCCGAGAUCGAGGCGCUCUACGCCGCCGUCAGGGACGCGUCCCAGACGGACCUCGCCCCGCCCGCCGCGUGGACCCCGCACGCGACGCGCGAGUUCGUGCGCGCGGCCGUGGAGAGGGUGCUCAAGCGCGCGCUCGGCGACGCGGACGACCUGUUCCAGGAGGGGUGCGACAGCCUGCAGGCGACCUACAUCCGCAACACCGUCCUGCACGCCCUGCGCCAGUCGUCGCGCGUCGCGCUGCACGCGCUCCCGGCCAACUUCGUGUACGACAACCCCACGAUCGCGGCGCUCGCCGCCUUCAUCCUGCGCCUCUUCUCUGCGGGCGCGGACGGCGGCGCAGACGCAGAGGCCGCGGCCGCGGCGACCGCGCGCACGCUCGACGCGCUCGUGGAGAAGUACGCCUCUGGGUUCACCACGCACGUCGCGCGGCCGGGCGCCGAAGCUGCGGCGAGCGCGGACGAGGUCGUGCUCGUGACGGGCACGACCGGGCGCCUCGGUGCGCACCUGCUCGCGCAGCUCGCCGCGCGGCCGUCCGUGCGCAAGGUGUUCGCGCUGAACCGCCCGGGUGCCGACACGGGCGCGCGGCAGCGGGAUGCGUUCGUGGCGUGGGGGCUGGACGUGGGCGUGCUCGCGGGAGGCAAGGUCGUGCUGCUCACGGGCGACCUCGCGCAGUCGCGGCUGGGCCUUGGGGAAGCGUACGACGAGGUGCGGACGUCGAUCACGGGCAUCAUCCAUAACGCGUGGCGCGUGGACUUCAACCUGUCGAUCACGUCCUUCGAGCCGCUCAUCGCAGGCGUGCGCAACCUCGUCGACCUCGCGCUGGCGUCGCCGCGCUCGACGGCGCCCAGCGUGCUCUUCACGAGCUCGAUCUCGGUGCUCAUCAACCAGCCGUCGCCCGUGCCGGAGCUCCCGAUCGCGGACGCGCGCGGGGUCGUCGGGCUCGGGUACGGCGAGAGCAAGUGGGCGGCGGAGAGCGUGCUGCUGCGCGCGGCGCGCGAGGCGGGUCUCCGCGCGAACGUGGUGCGCGUCGGGCAGCUUUCUGGGGACCGCGCGCGCGGCGGGUGGAACGCGAAGGAGUGGGUGCCCGCGCUGCUGCAGGCGUCGCGGGUGCUCGGUGCGGUACCGCGUCGGGAGGAGGAUAUUUCGUGGGUGCCGGUGGACGUCGCCGCGUCCGCGCUGCUGGAGAUGCUCGGCUCGCCCGAGCCCGUGCUGCACCUCGUGCACCCGCGCCCCGUCAAGUGGAGCGUCGUCAGCGACGCCGCGUCCAAGGCGCUCGGCGUCCCGACCGUCCCGUACGCGGAGUGGGUAGCGAAGCUGCAGGCCGCGCACCGUGCCGCGGCGGAAGCCGGGGCCGACCACGAUGCGGCGGAUAGAAAUGCGGGGCUGCAGCUCGUGGACUUCUUUGCGAACAAGCUUGCGGGGGAGACGGCGGUCGUGCUGGGUACGGAGCGCGCGGUGCGGGCGGCGGGGAGCUUGGCGAGCGCGGAGGCGCUCGGGGCGGGGGACGUGGAGAAGUGGAUCGAGUAUUGGCGGGGGAUUGGGUUUUUGGCACCCGCUGCAGAGGGUGCGGGUGCGGGUGCUGUGUGA
Molecule: messenger RNA, 3553 nt
Organism: Heterobasidion irregulare TC 32-1
Lineage: Eukaryota; Fungi; Basidiomycota; Agaricomycetes; Russulales; Bondarzewiaceae
Exons: 18
Coding region: 32-3553 (1173 amino acids)
Molecular function (GO): phosphopantetheine binding
Source: RefSeq, a predicted model, not a curated record